Molecule: messenger RNA, 1647 nt
Organism: Tigriopus californicus
Lineage: Eukaryota; Metazoa; Arthropoda; Copepoda; Harpacticoida; Harpacticidae
Product: FMRFamide receptor-like
Exons: 1
Coding region: 84-1187 (367 amino acids)
Biological process (GO): G protein-coupled receptor signaling pathway
Cellular component (GO): membrane
Molecular function (GO): G protein-coupled receptor activity
Source: RefSeq, a predicted model, not a curated record
AUGAGAGAGACGGGGGGUCAGUCGAUCUCGAUCCCUCGAAUCUCUCACACGGGUGCUCUCCGCCCGUGAACAAUCACAUAGUCAUGAACCGUAGUGAAACGUUCAUGGAACCUGAGAAUUUUGUCACUUUUGAGCUCGUGGUUCACGGGUUUCUGGUCCUGAUCAUUGGUACCAUUGGCAUCAUUGGGAACAUCUUCUGCUUGCUGGUUCUUUGUCGUCCUUCGAUGAGGAACAGCAUCAAUUGUCUUUUCAUCGGAUUGGCCUUCAUUGACAUCCUGUUGAUCCUUUCUGCAUUCGUCAUGUUUUCAUUACCGGCGUUCCAAGUUUAUGUGGAACGCAAGUUCAUGUGGAAUGUGAUCGACGUCUACCAAUAUACCACCCCAUUCGUGUAUCCAAUAGCCAUGAUUACGCAGACAGCUUCCGUGUACAUGACCUUGACCAUCGCCCUGGAGAGGUAUCUGGUGGUCUGUCUACCAUUGAAAUCGAGAAGCAUUUGUACUUAUGGACGGGCCAAGCGUUGUGUCUUCACCGUCAUCAUUUUCUCCACUUCUUAUAAUGUGACUCGUUUCUUGGAAUAUAGCUUCGAGACGUUUGUGAUCGAUGAGGAACGAGGGAUCACGGUCACGUUCCUUCAGAGCACAGAUCUGCGCGAGAACCCCCUGUAUAUCUCGAUCUACAUCAACUGGCUUUACAUGGUAUUCAUGUGUUUGGUUCCUUUCUCCGUGUUGUUCCUGGUGAAUCUCCGGAUUGCUUGGGGCAUUCGCCAAGCUCGCAUGGAACGCUCGAGAAUCAGCAGUUCGCAAAGAAACGAAGAAAGCCUCGCCAUCAUGUUGAUGGUGAUCGUGUUCAUUUUCAUUGCGUGCAACACGCCCGCCAUGAUUUCCAACAUCAUGGAGACGUUCCAGAUUCAAGCCGUGAAAUUGACCCAGAUCUCAAACCUGUUGAUCGUGUUUAACUCGUCUAUCAGUAUCUUCAUCUACACGACUUUCAGUCGCAAGUUCCGUCGGAUCCUGUUGCAAGUAUGGCAUCGAAAAAGGCCCGAGGAUGACGUAUUAUUUCGAUGGAAAGCUGAAGGGGGACCCAAUCUCACUGGGAACCGAUCCACACGUACAAUUUCUGCCAGACGUGGGGCUCGAGUUUUGACAGCCACCACAUCGCUCGAGUUCCAAAGAGAGAUAUCCUCAUGAGAACGUCGGGAACCCUUCUCUUUCUCACUCUGAUUAUGGACACAGUAGACGGAUCAAAUCCGUAAAUGUACCUGAGAGAGAAAAUUGUUGGCUCAUGGAGAUUCUCAAUCAAACAAACAACAAUUUCAAGAGGAGGGGAUGAAAACGUUCGUGAUUUUACUGCCCAACUUGGACGACUUCGAACCAGAAAUACUUUCCGUUCAAACUUCCAUUGUUGAGUGUUCUUGGAACCAAAUUCAGUUGUUCGUAACUCUUCUAUUGAAAAAGAUGAUAACAAGUCUUUGGGAAAAAAGAAGAGAUGAUGAAAAUUUAGUGUUCUGAUUAUCGGCAUUGUCGGACCACCUAGUAAUGAGAGUGGGAAGAAAAACUUAAACGCACAAUCUCUCUCAUUUUUGUAUUUAUUCAGUUGUUGAAGAGAUCAAUAUACAUCGUAUAUUUCCCAUAUUAAAAGUGAUUUCGC